Molecule: messenger RNA, 390 nt
Organism: Pelobates cultripes (western spadefoot toad)
Lineage: Eukaryota; Metazoa; Chordata; Amphibia; Anura; Pelobatidae
Source: the annotation of a GenBank genome assembly
AUGACGACCACGAGCCAACAAGGCUGGCAGUCUGCGAGCGGAACGCGAAACGCAGGGAACAGCAGCGGCUACAGGAGAGGCCACGGGCAGAGCCAUGCGGAAGGCGUAGAAGAGGCCCAGGAGAGAUCGUACGAAAAAGAUGCAGGAAAACUGGCUCGGAACCAGCCAGAGCGGCAGACGCCAGGUACCCAAGUUGCCGUUCGAAACCACCCCAUAGACAACAGCAGCAUAGAAAAACGAAAUCGGGGCCCCCUCCAGCAACAGCGCAACCCCUGGAGGCGGACAGACGCUGAGAGUUCGGCUGUCCGAAAGGCUGCCGGGGAGGAAAAAGGUGGACUUGCGAGAACCGCGGCGACGCGAGGAAGAGACCAGGACACGAAAAGAAGGUAG